Molecule: messenger RNA, 1660 nt
Organism: Onychostoma macrolepis
Lineage: Eukaryota; Metazoa; Chordata; Actinopteri; Cypriniformes; Cyprinidae
Gene: ssr1
Product: signal sequence receptor, alpha
Exons: 9
Coding region: 141-1022 (293 amino acids)
Cellular component (GO): endoplasmic reticulum; endoplasmic reticulum membrane
Source: RefSeq, a predicted model, not a curated record
UCAGCGCUGUCCCGGAUGAGGCGCAGGCGCAGUGCGGCGGUUGAUCAGUGUGGGCUCGUUUAGCGCUUCAGACGUGUUUCUCUCUCGUUUCUUCUCGUUUAUUAUCAGUGUUUUCUCUUUUGUUUCUCGUUAUCGGAAUCAUGAGACUGCUUCAGAAGCUGCUGCUGCUGCUGUUGCUGGCGUUUCCCGCCACGCUGCUGCUGAAGGGCCCGGUCGUUUCCGCACAGGACGCUACUGAGGAAGAGGAGGCUGUGGAUGAAGAUGGCGCUGAUGAUGUGAUGGAUGAGGAUGAUGAAGCUGAGGUGGAGGACGAUGACAACACUGAACUAACGGAAGAGAAGGAGGAAGAGGAGGAAGAAGCUCUGGUGGGGGAGAUGAAGGCUUCACCCAACGCUGACACCACCAUCCUCUUCGUCAAAGGAGAAGAUUUUCCCGCCAACAACAUCGUGAAGUUCCUGCUGGGAUUCACCAAUAAGGGCUCGGAGAACUUCGUGGUGGAGUCUCUGGACGCCUCGUUCCGUUACCCGCAGGACUUCCAGUUCUACAUCCAGAACUUCACAGCGCUGCAGCUGGGGACAGAGGUUCCUCCUCAGCGUCAGGCCACCUUCGAGUACUCCUUCAUCCCUGCGGAGCCCAUGGGGGGCCGGCCCUUCGGCCUCGUCAUCAACCUCAACUACAGGGACAGCAGCGGGAACGUGUUCCAGGACGCCGUCUUUAAUCAGACCGUCACCAUCACCGAGAGAGAAGACGGCCUGGACGGAGAAACGAUCUUCUUGUAUGUGUUUCUGUCGGGUCUCGGGCUGCUGCUGGUGGUCGGUCUUCAUCAGCUGCUCGAGUCACGCAAGAGGAGACGGCCGGCGCCUAAAGUUGAGAUGGGAACCUCCAAUCACAAUGAUGUGGACAUGAGCUGGAUCCCACAGGAAACACUCAACCAGAUCAUGGCGAGUCGGCGAGAUAAAGCAUCUCCCAGACGAUCUCCACGCAAGAGGACUCAGAAACGCUCGGCCGGAUCAGACGAGUGAGAGACUACGCCAUCUUCAUCCUCUUCAUCUUCAUCUGUGUUUACAGUGAGACGGCGAGUCUGUACAUCACUGGACGCCAGCAGAGACUGAUACACACACACACACAGAGACACACACACACACACGUACAGGCCGUUUUUUAAAGUGAAAGUGUGCGAGGAGUUCAGCCGCUCAAGCUUCUGUAGGUCUGCUUUAUUUUUAAUUGCGCUCGUCUGGAUUCUUCUCAUCGUUACUCUUCUGUGAGGACGGAUGGACGUUUCUGAGCCUCGUCCUUCACUCUUCAUCACGUGCUUCUUCCUCUCAGUCCAUGAAUUGAUAAUGACUGGUUUUAAACGCCUCGUUUGCUUGCAGAAGGUGCCUGAUUUAAUUUCAUUUCUCUGGUUUUCUUCAUGAUUUGUGCGUCUCGAUGCUGAUGUCAUGUGAUCUGGUCACGUGACUCGAGGACGCGCCGCUUUAUUUUGACGGUUUGCUCCUCGGGACGGAGGAAGACUGCUGUUGUCUGUCUCUUUUUCUUGAUUUGUUUUUUGAUCAAUCUAAUAAAGUGACGGUGUUGCAGUGAAAGCAGCCUUGAGCGAGUGCUGAUGUACAGAAUGAAAUGUACUUGGAUAAAUAAAAAUAAACUGAAACGAACAAAUCUG